AUGUCGCAACCCUAGAAAGCCUAGUGUCCAUUCUGGAACGCCUCCCUGCUUCCUUUCCUUCAUAGAGCCCGGCCAUAUUGUUUUCUCCAUCCCGAGGAAGCCAGGGCCAUGGCACUAAGAGUCCUCCGCUUCGUGGCAUGGGCCCUGUUUCUCCAGCUUGCAGCUACAAAGCCAGGCGGCCAGCCAUGCGCAGCCAGGGACUUUGGCCAGGGGUCGGUGGUGUGCGAAUGCGGUGCUGACUACUGUGACACGUUGGGGCCGGUGGCCCUCCCGGCCCUGGGCUCCUUCGCCAAAUAUGAAAGCAACAAGGCCGGGCAGCGCCUGCGGAGGAGUGAAGGGGCCCUACGGAGAGGGGCCCCUGGGGACGAAAGACUUGUUUUGCAACUCAAGCCCUCCCAAAAACACCAAAAGAUCAAGGGUUUUGGAGGGGCCCUCACCGAUUCCGCCGCCAUCAACAUCCUUUCGCUCUCCCCAAAGACGCAGGCCAACCUUCUCAAGUCUUACUUCUCCGAUGAAGGCAUCGAGUACAGCCUGGUCCGCGUCCCCAUGGCGAGCUGCGACUUCUCCGUCCGACUCUACACUUACGCGGACUCCGAGGAGGACUUUGAGCUGAAGAGCUUCCGCUUGAGCGAGGAGGACACCAGCAUGAAGAUCCCGAUCCUCCAGCAAGCCCAGGCGGUGGCCCCGAGGGCCCUCUCCUUGUUCGCCAGCCCCUGGACGUCCCCCACGUGGAUGAAGACCAGCGGGGCCAUGACGGGGCGCGGGACCCUCAAAGGGAGACCCGGGGACAAGUACCACAAGACCUGGGCCAACUAUUUCGUCAAGUUCUUGGACGAAUACGCCAAGCACAACCUGAGCUUCUGGGCCCUGACGGCGGGCAACGAGCCCACAGCCGGGGAGGUCAUCUUCUACCCAUUCCAGAGCCUGGGCUUCUCCGCGGAGCACCAGCGGGACUUCAUUGCCCAGGACCUGGGCCCGGCUCUGGCCAACAGCACCCACAAAGGCAUCCGCCUGAUCAUCCUGGACGACCAGCGCAUCUUGCUCCCACACUGGGCCGAAGUGGUUCUCCAGGACCCUGCAGCCUCCCGCUAUGUCCACGGGAUCGGCAUCCACUGGUACCUGGACUUCUUGGCCCCGGCGGGCCCCACGCUCUCCAGCACCCACCGCCUCUUUCCCGACUACUUCAUCCUCGCCACCGAAGCUUCUGCUGGGUCCUACUUUUGGGAGCCUAGAGUAAUCCUAGGGGGAUGGAACCGGGGCAGCAAGUACAGCCACAGCAUCUUGACGAACCUCAACAACUUCGUCACCGGGUGGACCGACUGGAACUUGGCGCUGAACAUGGAAGGGGGUCCCAACUGGAGCAAGAACUACGUGGAUAGCCCCGUCAUCGUGGACGCAGCCAAGGACGUCUUCUACAAGCAGCCCAUGUUCUACCACUUGGCUCACUUCAGCAAGUUCCUCCCAGAAGGAACACAGAGGAUCGGUGUCCAAAGCAGCCAACCGACGGGGCUGGAAUUCUCAGCCUUCCUGCGGACAGACGGCUCCGCGGCCGUCGUGGUCUUGAACCGCUCCCCCGAGGAUGUGCCCUUCUGCAUCUCCGAUCCGGAUGUUGGUCACAUCGACGCCAUGGCAACCGCCGACUCCAUCCAGACCUAUCUUUGGAAGAGGCCCAGCAGCAGCAGAGACCCUCCUGGCCUCAUCUCCCUUCCAUGAGAAGGUUUGAUGGAGGAGAGGUUCCUGGAGGCCAGGAAGCCCAGGACGAGCAUGGCUGGUUCAAGCUUUGGUUGCCAUCUUGUGCUUCCUAAAUACUUCAUUCUCUUCUUUCCCUGGUGUUCCCUUACAAUAAAUGGCACCACCGUUCUUUUCUACCCACGCGACGCUUGCCGUAGGCUUUCCUCUGGCCUGCUUUUCAGGAAGCCGACCCAAG
This is a messenger RNA of Anolis sagrei ordinatus, 1927 nucleotides long. RefSeq names its product glucosylceramidase beta 1 (gene GBA1). Lineage: Eukaryota; Metazoa; Chordata; Lepidosauria; Squamata; Anolidae. The record is from RefSeq and is a predicted model, not a curated record. Gene Ontology annotation, molecular function: glucosylceramidase activity. Gene Ontology annotation, biological process: glucosylceramide catabolic process.